Molecule: messenger RNA, 5339 nt
Organism: Micropterus salmoides (largemouth bass)
Lineage: Eukaryota; Metazoa; Chordata; Actinopteri; Centrarchiformes; Centrarchidae
Product: partitioning defective 3 homolog
Exons: 24
Coding region: 409-4554 (1381 amino acids)
Biological process (GO): establishment of cell polarity; microtubule cytoskeleton organization; establishment of centrosome localization
Cellular component (GO): apical junction complex; adherens junction; apical plasma membrane
Molecular function (GO): phosphatidylinositol binding; protein binding
Source: RefSeq, a predicted model, not a curated record
GUGUUACGCAACUUAUUAUGACAGGAAAGCAACGACACGUAAAGUGAGUUUGGAAGGGUUCGCUCUCUGGAACAACCUGCAUUGUGUUGGAUGGUGUUGGAAACAUUCUUGGUGCCUGCUCUAACAUGUGGGCGCACUCCAGUUGUGCGCUCUCGCCGGAGAGGCUUUCUGUUGGGAAGUUUCUGUAAGUGAGUCAACACGGCACAGGGAGGACGCCACCCAGCCCUGCCGCUGGAUCCAAUGCUGGGCUUCUUUCUUGUCCUCCGAGGGCGCAGGACACAAAGACAACUUCACUUCCACUUCUUCGCAACAACUGGGGAUUUAGUUUUGAACGUUCGCACGCCUGGGAUGGUUAUUGCCGUUUUGACGCGGCUUUUUCCUCGUUGGAAUUAACGCGGCAGAGGAGAAAUGAAAGUGACGGUGUGUUUCGGGAGGACCCGGGUGGUCGUUCCGUGUGGAGAUGGGAGUAUAGAAGUCCACAACCUUAUCGAACAAGCGGCCAUGAGAUAUAAGAAGGCGAUUGCAAAGGACCCCAGCUACUGGGUUCAGGUCCACAGGUUGGAACAUGCAGAUGGAGGCAUUUUGGACCUGGAUGACAUGUUAUGUGAUGUGGUGGAUGACAAAGAUAGGCUGGUAGCAGUAUAUGAAGAGCAAGAUCCUCACAAUGGAGGCGACGGUACCAGUGCCAGCUCCACAGGUACCCAGAGUCCUGAACCCUUCGCUAGCGAUUUGAGUUCAGCAUCAGCCUUCCAGCCCUACCAGGUCAACAGUGAGAUCGAGGUCACUCCAUCUGCUCUGCGAUCCAACAUGCCUCUCCAUGUCCGUCGCAACAGUGAUCCCUCCCUGGCUGACAUUGCUCCGGGCGAAGUCCCGGUUGGUCCAGAGGAACCGUCCAGAAAAAACCCAACUCGCUGGUCCACAACUGCUGGCUUCCAAAAGUACAACCACAAACCAAACACAAGCACUGAAACCGGCAGCCUGGAACAAAAGGGUAGAGGAGGCCAUGCCUAUCGGAGUCUUCCUCGUGAUGCGAGUGGCUGGACCACUCAGUUCCAGAGAGAGAUGACUCGAUCUUCCCUCAGUGCCAACCAUCCAAUGGUGGACAGAUGGCUUGACCGACAGGAACAGGAAGAGGAGGAAGAUGAGCGAAGGAAACAAGAAAGGAGGAUUGAGCGGAUCGAGCCAGUAGGGAGGGCCGAUUCGUCACUGGAACAUUCACCUGUGUUAAGCCUAGAAGGCAUGCUCAAGCCGGUCGAGGUGUCCAAUGAAGGAGGGCCCUUGGGGAUCCACGUAGUGCCUUUCAGUUCGCUGGAUGUCAGGACUCAGGGCUUGCUAGUGAAGCGUCUGGAACCUGGUGGCAAAGCUGAACAGGAGCAUCUCUUCCAGGAGAACGACUGUAUUGUCAAAAUUAACCAGGGAGAGAUUCGCAACCUGCGGUUCGAACAAGCCCAGAACAUUUUCAAGCAGGCGAUGCGUUGUCCGGUGAUCGUCUUUCACAUAGUCCCCGCAGCCAUGAAGAGGCAGUAUGAGCUGCUUUUGGCCCAGACCGAACUCAGCCCGCCCCAGUCCACCAGAGUCCGCUUUAGCCAAGACUCUCAGCAGCCGGGAGACAGGUCCAGCCUGGUGGGCGGGCUGAUGUCCAGAUCUGCACCACAACCAGGCCUCAAUCACAACCACCAGGGACCAUUGGGAGGAAGCACCCCAGAGCCAAACCGACGGUACACCACAUUACCCCAAACCUUGGUCUCUAGAACCUCACCAACGCCCUCCCCCUCCCUGCAGCGCAGAGUUAGCACAAACCCAUCCACCAGCUCCUACCUAAAGACCAAAGGCCGCAGAUUCAACAUCCAGCUGAAGAAAGGUCCUGAGGGUCUUGGGUUCAGCAUCACAUCCAGAGAUGUCCCUAUUGGUGGCAGUGCUCCCAUUUAUGUCAAAAACAUCCUUCCUCGAGGGGCCGCCAUCCAAGAUGGACGAUUAAAAGCUGGAGACCGGCUGCUGGAGGUUAGUGGAGUGGACCUGAAUGGUAAGAGCCAGGAAGAGGUGGUGGCUGUGCUCCGAGCCACGCCCAUGGGUGGCACUGUAAACCUGUUGGUGAUUCGCCAAGAGGACUCCCUGCUGCCCCGAGAAGUGCAGCAAGAGGAAGAUGACAUGGUGUUAACCCCUGAUGGUACGCAAGAGUUCAUGACCUUUGAGAUCCCUCUGAGUGACUCGGGCUCAGCAGGCCUUGGGGUCAGCGUCAAGGGUAACCGGUCCAAGGAGAACCAUGCCGACUUGGGGAUCUUUGUGAAAUCUAUUAUUAAUGGAGGUGCUGCUAGCAAGGAUGGGCGUCUACGAGUCAAUGACCAACUCAUUGCAGUCAACGGGGAGUCGUUGCAUGGGAUGACCAACCAGGACGCAAUGGAAACGCUGCGCAAAUCCAUGUCUGUAGAGGGCAACAAGCGAGGGAUGAUUCAGCUCAUCGUGGCCCGACGUGUGUCCAAAAACAAUGAGGAAGCCCCUGGCAGCCCUCCGAUUUUAGAGCUUCCCGUGAACUCUCUACUGGACAACCAUGAGCGCCGGAUUUCCCACUCCCUCUAUGAAACCAUCGAAGGCCUGGACAACAUCUCCACACCGUUGACUAAUAUGAUUGGACGCAUUGGUAACUACCAGCUCUCUCCGACUGUGAACAUGCCUCAGGACGACAUAGUGAUGAUCGAAGAUGAUAGGCCGCCCCUGCUUCCUGCCCACCUUUCCGACCAAUCAUCCUCCAGUUCCCACGAUGACAUUGGCUUUGUGGGAGAGAACCCGGUGCCCUGGAUCCACGAGCUGCCCGAUCAGAAUGAAUGUUCGCUCAGUCCAGAUGCAGACCCUGAUGGUUCGUUUCAGAGGGAAGGUUUUGGCCGCCAGAGUAUGUCAGAAAAACGCACCAAACAGUAUGAAAAUGCUUCUGAGCUGGAGAUCAUCAGGAAUCGCAAGUCCAAAAGCAUGGAUCUAGGUUCUGCAGAACAAGAGGUAGGACCCUCACUGGGCCUGAAAAAGUCCAGCUCCCUUGAAAGCCUCCAGACAGCUGUUGCCGAGGCAACCCUGAAUGGUGAACUCAACGUCCGCAGGCCGCGCUCACGGAUCGUCAGGGGCCGUGGCUGCAAUGAGAGUUUCCGAGCUGCAAUUGACAAAUCAUACGAGAAGGCUGGUGUCACAGCGGCAGAAGAGGAGAACAGCAUGGAGAUAUUGGACGAGGACACAGAGGGAAGUUCCAGAUCAGGUCGUGAGUCGAUGUCCACCAGCGGCGACCUCAAUGUGGGCCCUGGGCUGAACGGCAACCUCUCCAAAGAUGACAGACAGAAAGAUCAGGACAAGGCUGGGGGGAAGGAGAAGAAGAAACCUGAAAGGGAAAAAGAGAGGGAGAAAGACAAGGACAAGAACAAAGCCAAGAAAGGCGUGCUGAAGGGCCUGGGUGAGAUGUUCAGGUUUGGAAAGCACCGGAGGGAUGAGCGGCCAGGAGACAGGAUGGAGAGGAAGGGCUCCAGUAAAUCUAAAGUCGAGGACAUGCAGGCGUCAGAAGAGGAGACCCUGCGGAUGAGGCUGGAACAAGAGAGAAUACAGGCCAAGACAAGGGAGAUUCGGGAGAGGCAGGCAAAGGAGAGGGACUAUGCCGAAAUCCAAGACGUUGUCAGUCGCACCUUCAGCUCAGAUGAGGAGCAUACGUACGCUGGCAUCGGAUCAUUAGACUCGUCGGUGGAUAGCAGCAGCAUGGAGCCUUACAACCACCACUACCAUCUCCCUCAGAGUCCCCAGAGCCCUCACCUUCCCUUGAGCCUUCAGGACAAUGGUCCACCCCUCGAGGCUCUGUAUGCCCAGGUCAACAAGCCACGCAAUGGACGCCCUGCAGCUCCAGACAGCAGCCAGGUGGCUCCCAGUAACCAUGACCGGAUACAAAGGCUGAGGAACGAGUUCCAGCAGGCCAAGCACGAGGAGGACAUUGAGGACCGUCGGCACACCUACAGUUUCAACCAGUCUCGGGUGAGCAAUGGGACGGAGACACAGAGCGGACGCCAUUCAGUAACAGUAGUUGAGACUCAGGUCCAGAAACAAGAGGACAGGGAUGGUUUCCAGCAAGCACACAGGCAGUACAGCUCCCUUCCACGGCAACCUCGUAAGAACCCUGGCAUAGUGUCCCAGGACUCAUGGGGCAAGAUGUACAUGCCAGCAGUCGGAUUCCAGACAUCCAAGGAGAACCCUCGCUACUCCAGCAGCCAGGGAUCACAUAACGGCUACCUGGGAACAUCCAGCUUCAACGCCCGUGUUCUCUUAGAGACUCAGGAGCUGCUGAGGCAGGAGCAGAGACGCCGAGAGCAGGAGGCCAACAAGGCGAGGCCACCUCCCGCACAGGAAACCCCCAGCGGCAGCACCUAUGACCACAAGAGAGACCCCACUCAGGCCCCCGGCUCUGCCCCGAUGCAGGCCCCACCUCAAUCCAAGGGCCCCUACAGACAAGAUGUACCCCCUUCACCUUCUCAGCUCGCCAAGCUCACCAGGCUUCAUGGUUCAGAGAAAGGGAGGCUGUUUUACUCCUGAGAAAGUGACAAGGAACUGGAAAAUAGAACUUUUGGGAGAUUAACAACAAUACAUAGAGGGCAAUGAGUCUAUUUCUGUUUUGUUUUUUAAAAUGCUGAGAUACAAAGAUUUUUAUGGGACUGUUAUGGGACUGUUGAUAGACAAUGUUAAUAUUUAAGAAAAUAUUUUUUACGAUAUGAACCAUUAUAAUUUGUAAUUGUAUAAAAAGAAAUGAUUUGAGAUGUUUUACUGUCCAGCGAUGUGAUCAUCUAAUACGUGAAUAAGUGCCUAUUAGUCCAUCGAUUGUUCACCUUUUGUAAGCAUCAGGUCCAUUUUUUUUGCUUGUGACACUUUCUAUCUUAUAAAUUUAGGAGUGCAGACUGCACAGAGCAGACUGCAUCAGAAGCCCCAAGCACAUGGCAUGGCCCAGGCAUGUUUUUGUACUACUCUGGUGCUGGUGGGGAUCUCAGUCGAUUCCACACUGGUGUAAAUGAGGCUUAUUUUUCCUAUUCAUGGGGACUUUGUUGAGCACUACGUGUUUAUGUGAGCAUGUACAGUGUGCUUGUGUGCACAUGUGUGUGAGUGCUGGCAGGAGUUGGCAUGUAGUGACAGUGUCACAGAGUGUUGAGGUUAAGCAGCUUGUGUGAACUAUGAUGUCAGAGUUUUGGGCCUGACCGCUCAUUCCUCACCCUGUCCCCCAGUUCUGGGAAUUGUCCCUUUUGGUUUCAGAAACAACAUUUACACAGAGUGUGUAUCCUCUUUCUAGCCCUCUCAUGUAUUUUCCAAUAUAAUAAUCCUGAAUUCUC